CAUCCUCACCCUCCCUCUCCUUCCCUCCCCCAGGCCAGGAAUGCGUCUGGAAUAAGGACAGCGAUUUCCCGGAAUAUCCACCGAUUAUCCUCGACGCCUCGUUUGAGAUCGUCCGCCCCGUUAUGGAAGGGGACCUGAGGGUAGUUCGCGUAUCGGCCGGGGCUCAGCUGACUCUCGCGUGCCCCGGGAGCGAAAUUACGAACCUUGGAACAGUAGCUGCGGAUGUGAUGUGUGGCGGAGGUGAUCUUCUUGUUGUUGAUGGGACUGAAUGGCGUCUGGACGAACUCGGCUGCACCGUCAAGGACAAGGAGUCGAUCCACCGGAACCUGGGCAGCUGCGGAGACGGCGGCGUGGGCGUCUUCGAGGGCAUCGGGUUUGAGAUUUUUGGGCCCGAGAGUUUUUACGAAUUGAUCCGCGUGUGCUUCGAACCCAAAGCCGAGACGACGCUGUACUCCGAACACGUCGUCCACGGAGCCAACAUCGCGGCUAAGGACAUCGACUCCUCCAGGCCCUCCUUCAAGUCCUCGACAGGUUUCUUCAGCGUCUCCAUGUCCACGUGUUACACUCAGAACUCGCAGCUCGCUUUGAUGAAGACGCUGCUGGGAGAUGAUGACCUCGCCAACACCAUCAUCAACCCCCACGAACAGCUGUACUUCGCCAAGGGACAUCUCGCUCCUGACGCAGACUUCGUGACGGAGGCGGAACAGGACGCGACCUACUAUUACAUCAACGCCGUUCCUCAGUGGCAGGCCUUCAACAACGGAAACUGGAAGUACCUCGAGUUCGCAACCCGUGACCUUGCCGAAGCCCACGGUACUGACCUGACCAUCUACACCGGCGGUUUCGAUGUCCUGACCUUGGAUGACAUCAACGCGAACCCGGUUGAGAUCUAUCUGGGGUUGACUGAGAACGAGAUGGUUGUCCCCGCGCCAGCUGUCACUUGGAAGGUCGUCUACGAGGAGAGCAGUUCUCGUGCCGUGGGUGUCGUGGGCGUGAACAAUCCCCACAUCACCAGCCCGCCCACUCCGCUGUGUUCGGAUCUGUGCAGUUCUCUCUCAUGGAUCGACUUCGACGUGAAUGACCUCGGCCACGGCUACACUUACUGCUGUACCGUCGAUGAUCUGAGGGCGGCCAUACCACAUGUCCCCGAUCUCGGAAAUGUUGGUUUGCUUGAUAAGUAAAACUGGUGAGGCUAGUUCAUAAAAUACAACAACAACAGUAACGGUAAAUAUCAACGUAAAAGUAAAAUGAAUGAAAUAGAAAAUUAAAUGAUACACAACUACAGAUGAUUUUAUUUUUAUUUUUAUGGUUGUGUGUUUGUUUUAUUGCCUCAAGUAAUUCAUUUAUAUAAAUUUGUUAAGGUUGUCAAGGCUCAAACUUCUAUACAUAUAAUAUAAAAAUAUGCUCUUUAGAUUUUUAUGAAAUUGUUAUGCAAAUUAAAUCUGUUGAGAUCA
Messenger RNA from Penaeus indicus, 1454 nucleotides. RefSeq lists its product as uncharacterized. NCBI's taxonomy places the organism in Eukaryota, Metazoa, Arthropoda, Malacostraca, Decapoda, Penaeidae. The record is from RefSeq and is a predicted model, not a curated record. Gene Ontology annotation, biological process: apoptotic DNA fragmentation. Gene Ontology annotation, molecular function: RNA endonuclease activity; single-stranded DNA endonuclease activity; metal ion binding. Gene Ontology annotation, cellular component: mitochondrial inner membrane; nucleus. The annotation marks the transcript as partial. The transcript has 7 exons.